Perognathus longimembris pacificus (Pacific pocket mouse) is the source of this 1117-nucleotide messenger RNA. RefSeq names its product synaptonemal complex protein 1-like. The record is from RefSeq and is a predicted model, not a curated record. Lineage: Eukaryota; Metazoa; Chordata; Mammalia; Rodentia; Heteromyidae. The transcript has 7 exons. Bases 119 to 1117 code for a protein of 332 amino acids.
UUCUGUGGGGAACAUCAGGAUAGCUGCGAAACUGGUGGCAUUUGGGGCCUACGUGGACAACAUCAGAAAGGAUAUCCUGUUAGAAAUUAGCAAUGCUGCCAAGGAAGAUGAACAACACAUGAGCAACACAUCAUUAAAGAAUGAAGAAGAUGAAGGCAAAGUUGAUGACAUGGAAAAUAAAUGCCGAGGAAAAGAGGAAAGCAACGAAGAAACUACUGCAUCUCAUGAAAAUGUUCCCGAAGAAGAGCAUACUAAGAAACUCCACGUGAAAACACAACUUGAAACAGAUAUGAUACCACCAGAUAUGGAACUGAAUGGUUCAAAGGAUGAAAAUGUGCACAUCCAAUCCUCCAAAUGUGAACAGCUGUCAAAGGAAAUGGGUGUCCUCAAAGAGGAGUUACGGCUCAUGAGAAGCACAUAUGAGUCACAGACAGAAGAAUUUGCAAAGCUGACUCAUAAACUAUACAGGGCAAAACUUCAGACCAAGCGAUACAAAGAAAUCUCUAAGGUUUCUGCUGCCUCAGAGAAUCUGCAGAUGGGCAAAUAUCAACAGCUGGAAGAAGAAAAUAAUUUCCUCAAAGAGCAGUUACAGUCCCUGCAAAGCAAAAACGAUUCACUGGCUGAGGAGAAUACAAAGCUGAAGGAAGACCAAAAACAUCUUACUGAGAGUUGCAAGUGUACCAUAGCUAUGACAGAACAGUACAGAAUAUUCCUCACACAAAAAACGGAAAGCGAAAUAAGUGAACAAGCAGAAAAAGUGUCCAACUUUAUACAGGAGCAGAACAGAGCUCGAGCAUAUCAGGACGCUGUUUGGACAUCGACAGUGCAAGCACAACUCUCUAAAAUCUCCCAGCUAUCAAAUAAAUUACAGGAAUGUGAAAGAAAGAUUAAGAGACUGGAGGAUGAAAAUUGUAAGCUUCAUCUAAGAGUUCAUCUGUGUCAAACAUCGUCUGAAACUUUUACUACCAGGAAUAGCUUAAACAACCCUACUGAGAGAAAUUCUCAGAGUUUUCUGGGACCUCGGACGCAUUUUUCAUCAAGAGAAGACUAUGCGGAUUUGAGCCCAAGACUAAGAUCUGCAUUUGAGAAGGUGGACGCCUUCCUGAGAAAACUUUAG